UCAGAGGAGCUUCUCAUUCCUCAGAAUGAAGGCGCUGAGCCCGGUGCGCGGCUGCUACGAGGCGGUGUGCUGCCUGUCGGAACGCAGCCUGGCCAUCGCGCGCGGGCGCGGCAAGGGUCCGGCAGCCGAGGAGCCGCUGAGCCUGUUAGACGACAUGAACCAUUGCUACUCGCGCUUGCGGGAACUGGUCCCCGGAGUCCCGCGAGGCACUCAGCUUAGCCAGGUGGAAAUCCUGCAGCGCGUCAUCGACUAUAUCCUCGACCUGCAGGUGGUUCUGGCCGAGCCCGCCCCUGGACCCCCAGACGGCCCGCAUCUUCCCAUCCAGACAGCCGAGCUCGCCCCGGAACUUGUGAUUUCCAACGACAAGAGGAGCUUCUGCCACUGACCUGGCAGUCCUGGCGCCUCCAGAACGCAGGUGCUGGCGCCCGUUCCGCCUGGGACCCCGGGACCCUCUACGGCCGGAAGCCCGAGGGCAUGGAUGGGCCCCAACCUCGCCCUGCCCACUUGACUUCCCCAAACCCCUGCCUCGAGGCUGGACCUGGCGCCCGGGAACGAAGGACUGUGAACUUGGGUGGCCUAAAGAGCCAGAGCUAACUCUGGGCACCAGCUGGGCAACGUCUCCCAGCCCCCACCCCACCCCCAAGUUUUAAAGACUGUCUUUCACAGGGUGGAGGUUGUGGGGGGAGUGGCUGCUCUCCAAAGUCUGCCAAGGCAGCAGUAGAGCUGGUCUUCUGGUCUCCUUGGAGAAAGGCUCUGUUGCCCUGAUUAUGAACUCUAUAAUAGAGUAUAUAGCUUUUGUACCUUUUUUGCAGGAAGGUGACUUUCUGUAACCAUGCAAUGUAUAUUAAACUUUUUAUAAAAGUUAACAUUUUGCAUAAUAAACGGUUUUUAAACA
Messenger RNA from Neomonachus schauinslandi (Hawaiian monk seal), 895 nucleotides. It is a transcript of the gene ID3, whose product is annotated as inhibitor of DNA binding 3, HLH protein. Gene Ontology annotation, molecular function: protein dimerization activity; transcription regulator activity. The record is from RefSeq and is a predicted model, not a curated record. Gene Ontology annotation, cellular component: nucleus; cytoplasm. Gene Ontology annotation, biological process: circadian regulation of gene expression; cell differentiation; negative regulation of transcription by RNA polymerase II. NCBI's taxonomy places the organism in Eukaryota, Metazoa, Chordata, Mammalia, Carnivora, Phocidae. The coding region runs from base 26 to 385 and encodes 119 amino acids. The transcript has 4 exons.